Ilex paraguariensis (yerba mate) is the source of this 252-nucleotide messenger RNA. The record is from the annotation of a GenBank genome assembly. NCBI's taxonomy places the organism in Eukaryota, Viridiplantae, Streptophyta, Magnoliopsida, Aquifoliales, Aquifoliaceae.
AUGUCCCAAGCUGAUGUAUCUUACAGUUGUGGAGCUUGUGGAUACCCUCUUAACUUAACAUCUUCUAAUCGUAUUACUUCUGGCAUUGGGUCUGAGUAUCGCAAAUCUAUUAAGAAAGGUUUUAUCUCCUUCCUUUCCAUUGAUCUCAGUAGAUUUACUCAGGUUGAUGAGGGUAUGGAUAUGGAGAUUCAUCCGCUCUCUGUGGUUUUGACUCACCAACUUCAUCUAGCUCAACUUAUAAGAAAUUCAUGA